AUGUGUAUCCCCACGCGCAGGCCGAAACUAGGAGCUGACGCCCUAGAGCGGAUCAAGGAUCUGAAGGCAUUGGAUUCGGAGGAGCGAUCUUGGAAGACACUUCUCCAACCGGAGCGUCUUCUUCUCUCAGGUUUAGACUCGGCCAUAACAGAGAUGGCUGAGGCAAGGCCCAUUCUUCGUCCUCCUUCCAAGAUGAAAGCUCUUCCUCGAUCCGAGACUCGUCCUCCCAAUAGACCAAAGACGGUUUCAAAGGCUAAAGAGCAAGCCACACCGGCCGUCCCGACCGAGGUUCCGACUAUAGACUUGGAGGAAGGGGCAGAAGCGGCAGACGUGGUGGCGGAAGUGGCAGCUCCCGACUCUCAGGCUCAGGCAGCUCCUGAGCCUCAAGUGGCCUCUGAGCCAAGACCCGUUGCAAAGCAGGUCCCGGGACAGAAGGAGGAGCAGAGAGGGGAGCCCUCAGGAGGGGAGAUGACUCAACAGGAGGCGUUCUUCCAACAGGCUAUGUCGGAUAUGUUCGCUCCUUGUUUGCUCAGGGCUAGCUUAGAUCUGGCCGAGGCUCAGAAUCGAGCGGCGGAUGCUGAAGCAACUUGGAAACGGACAGCGGAGGCGGAAGCACAACUUGAAGCUGCCAUGGCUCGAGUUGGCCGACUGUCUGGCGAAUUAGGGCUUGCCCGAAAGGUCACCGAGGAUGUUAAGGCCGAGUGUACUCAUGUGGCCUCGCUAUUGAAAGAGGCCCAAGAGGAGAGUCGGCAAAUUCGUCAGGCUCAUGCCUCUUCAGAGGACAAGUUGGCUCGACUCAAGGCUGAGACAAGGGCUACCAUCGAGCAGGCCAAAGAAGAGGCCAGGGACCAGGCCGUAAAGGCCUUUCUUGAAUCCCAAGAGUAUCUAGAGGAACGGGAUCGCUUGUAUCAGGACGGAUACACCAAGUGUGUCGAAGUGAUGAAGGAAGCUUUCCUCGACCUUGAUCUCUCAAGAUUUGAAGAAGGUGCCUCUGGGUUUGAAGGUCUGGAGGCCGAGGCAGUCGGGUUUGCUGAUGUUGCAGCUGGUAUCGAGGUUGAGUCUGAAGCUUCUCCUGAGGUGGCAUCAGAGGUCGCUCCGAGUGGCGGUAGCAGCUGA
Magnolia sinica is the source of this 1116-nucleotide messenger RNA. RefSeq lists its product as uncharacterized. The transcript has 3 exons. The record is from RefSeq and is a predicted model, not a curated record. The coding region runs from base 1 to 1116 and encodes 371 amino acids. NCBI's taxonomy places the organism in Eukaryota, Viridiplantae, Streptophyta, Magnoliopsida, Magnoliales, Magnoliaceae.